CUCUCUCUCUCUCUCUCUAUUUUCUAAGUGUCAAAGAUGCGUCGAAAAAGUUGCUGAGAAACUAAACCAUCGAAUAACGGAUACGCUUUGCUCAAAAGAAAGGCAAGAAUCUAACAAGCACUUUGAUCGCACGACAAAUCUCGUGAUAUAUAAGUGUGAAUUAAGACAAAAGAAAACAGUGCUUAACGAUCUCUGUCAGAGAUGAAUUAUCGUUUCUUGAUCUUUUAAUUGUAAGAAGCGUUUGUUCCUUCAUGUUGUACUACCGCUUCUCGUAGAGAAGGUCUACGAUCUUUGUGAUACACGCUUUUACAACGAUUAAUCAUUGUGUGUCAGCUGGAGCAUAAAUAAUAGCGUUGCUACAUUGACGAGUUUAGAGGAUGCGGUGCGGCUUUGUGCGUUCUCAAUGAUCAACCGAUACAUGCUUUGGUCGUUAUUGUUUCGUGCUACCGUUCGUGGGUUCAGAUUUAUUUGUUAUUUUUUCUUUUUACAUGUCUUCUUCUACUUGUCAUCGAGUUUCUUCUCGUGAAAAAUAAAUCCUGUAUAAAAGCCGACUAAGAGCAUCGACAUCCGUAUGUAUUUACGCGUCGACUACCAUCGGUGCGCACGAGUCGAGUCAGUGCAGACGUCGAGAGGAAGGAAGAAAAAUGUCGCGAUGUCGGUGAUGACAGAAGAGAGAAGAAUCGUGCGUUGCAAAGACGACGGUAGGUCGUUCUAAAAGAGCAUGCCGCGGUGGUUACUCGCCCUGGACGAACCAGCAUCCAACCCAUGCGGUAGCAUUGUUAUCGGCCACGAACCAUCGGGGUUAAACUGUUGGACCGUAUCAGGGGAUGCUCGAACGCGAGAAAGUCCGUACCGGUGCCGCAAUCGCAACGGCCUUGACAGUUUCAACUGGGAACCGGAUCAGUCCAGACGGCGUCGUUUCAUCCCUGCAAUUACCGAACGAUCGGUACGCCUGUAACCCCGAUAGCAUUUAUUCCGUGCCUAGAAACGAUCUGCACGAAGUGGAAUGGGUAGAACCUGAUGCGGUGGAUGCUGAAGUAUCGAGAUUAGUAGCCGGAUCGUCGACGACGACGACGACGACGACGACGACGCGAAAUAAUCCAAGACGAUGUUGCAGAACUUCGACCAGUUCGGGCUACUCGAGCCACUCGCCGCCUUUAUCGGCAGGUUCCUAUUCCUGUUACGCGUCGGCUGUACCUGGCCAGAGUAUUUUUCGGUCAACGGCUCCGCAAACCAUGAAAGAUCAAUUCGGGGGAGGUCUCGCAGUGAUACACGAAGGCGAAGCAAUUCCACGUCCCAUAUGGCCGUCGGUCUUCACCAGUGUUCCACAAGAAUUCUAUAUCCGCGAUGACGGCAAAACCGAAUACGAUAGAAUGUAUACGUGUUGCGGAUGCGGUUGUACGUAUACUUAUUCGUCCUACGAUUGGAAUUACGGCCGACCGACGGCAACGUCAGCGCGCGAGAUUCUUCUAGAAUUAUCGAGGACGUUGAACUCCGUUAUAGAAGGUGAGACGACGAUGACACCCGAAGAGAUUUUACACAAUAUCUCGAAAACCGUGGCUCAGGGGAUAAAUCUGAAGAAAAGUAGUAUUUACGAGUACGUACGUCAAAAUCCAGCAUGGUUGAAUGACGGAAAGAACACGUCGUCGAUUUUGAGCAGUAAAACUUCGUCACAGUCGACCGGAAAGGAUUCGUCGUCGCUUCAAAGUCGUACGAAAAACUCGUCUUCCUCGUCGUCGACGAGGGUAAAUCCGGUGAAUUCGAAAGUUUACGGUAGCACCCGUAGAUUUCAUAAUUCGGCUUGGUCAACGCCUAGAUGUACCUGCGAUUCAUCUAAUAGAAACGUCGAAUCGUCGACAUGCGAAAAGACUAGGCCGGGAUUGGAAAAGAAGACGUCUUCCAGUACGGAGAUUCAUUGUCAAAAACCAUUGGAUUUGUGUACCUGUAAAUGCUUUAAAGAAUCGACUCAGCAAUCUAGAAGGAAACAAAGUACUUGCACCAGUGUUCACAUCGGAGAUAGUGAGAAACAGGCGAUCGUUGAACUAGACGGUUUGAAUCAAAAUCGAAAUGGUCUUGUUUCUGGUGAACCAGAAUACACGAUGCAGUUGGAGUGCAGCGACGGUGGUUCCUCGAACGAAGGGAUGGUUGUGCCGUCGACGAAAGGUGCCUGGAAUCACCACAACACGAGAGGAUUCAUCGGUGAUUUGGAUUUCACGUUGGACGUCACGCGUGCCGAACGUUUAGGUCGAGCGAUCGCGAAAGCGAAAAGGAAUCGGCAAUGGUGCAGAGCUCUGACCACUUUAUUCGGACUAGUCUUCUUUGUUUUAAGCGUUGUCGUCGUUUCGUUGUCGGUGACCAGGGGCCGAAAAGUUUUCGGUAGCAUGUGAAAAAGCUCUUUUUUAAGGAACGAAAGCGUCUUGCGACUGAUACUCUUUGCUAAGUACGUAUUUCUCAGUACCUUAUACCAAUUAAGUAAAAAUCCGCAGGGUUCAGAAAGGGUCCUGCAAGCAAUAUAUGGCUGUGACCAUGUCCUUGUAUAUCUUAUGUUUUAAAUGAUGUGUGUACUCCGAAAGCAAUCGCAUUAAAUAAAGAGGAGACGAUAAGGUAUAAUUCUA
This is a messenger RNA of Vespula pensylvanica (western yellowjacket), 2615 nucleotides long. RefSeq lists its product as uncharacterized. The transcript is spliced from 6 exons. Bases 828 to 2387 code for a protein of 519 amino acids. The record is from RefSeq and is a predicted model, not a curated record. NCBI's taxonomy places the organism in Eukaryota, Metazoa, Arthropoda, Insecta, Hymenoptera, Vespidae.